This is a messenger RNA of Canariomyces notabilis, 954 nucleotides long. Its product is annotated as glycoside hydrolase family 16 protein. Gene Ontology annotation, biological process: carbohydrate metabolic process. NCBI's taxonomy places the organism in Eukaryota, Fungi, Ascomycota, Sordariomycetes, Sordariales, Chaetomiaceae. Gene Ontology annotation, molecular function: hydrolase activity, hydrolyzing O-glycosyl compounds. The annotation marks the transcript as partial. The transcript is spliced from 2 exons. The record is from RefSeq and is a predicted model, not a curated record.
GCCGACUGUGAAUGUGGCUACUCAACAAGCAUCGACGGCAGCCCAGUUGUCUUCACCGACCUGAUCGAGUCCGACUUUACGAGGUUUGCGCAGGAUCAUGUUGCGCAACUAAACACCGACUGGGCGCCGCAGGCGUUCAAUCUCACGCGGGAGCGGGCAAGGGGCGACUACGGUGAGAUGUUUGCCGUGGAGAACGUCUUCGUUGCAAAUCCCUCCUCCUCCUCCUCCUACAGUGAAGGUCAAGGAGAAAGCGCUGGGCUGGGCCUGGUCGUGCGGAGCAAGUCUGUCGACGGCAUGGUCCCUGUCGCCGAGAUGGAUACCCGCCGCCUGGACUUGCUUUGGGGCACCUACCGGGCGUCGAUGAAGAUGACGGAUGUUCCGGGCACGUGCGCGGCCUUCUUCUGGUAUCUCAACGACACGCAGGAGAUCGACAUGGAGUUUUUGUCAAAAGACUUCAACUCGACCAACAGCAGCUACCCAGUCAACCUCGUCCUACAAUCACGCGAGGCGGCGCUGGCGGGCUACGACGCGUCGCGGACGGGCAACUUUGCCAAGGCGUACCUGCCGUUCGACCCGACGGAUGAUUUCCACGAGUACCGCAUCGAUUACACCCCCGGCAAGGUUCUCUUUUACGCCGACGGGCGCAGGCUGGCCGAGAUGGACGGCCCCGCUGUCCCCUCGACGGCGGGCCAUCUCAUCCUGCAGCAUUGGAGCAACGGGAAUAAGUUCUGGUCUGGCGGGCCGCCGGCCGAGGACGCGACGCUGAUGGUCAGAUAUGUCAAGGCUUACUUCAACUCGUCCUCGUCGCAAAGGCAGCAGGACUGGGCAGCCCGGUGUCGCGAUCCUGCAGCGCCCAAUGCCGUGUGCGGGAUACGGGACGGCAUGUGGUUUUUCAAGGACCAGGGCAACAUGACGAAUAACCAGACCGUGUAUGGAGAGAGUGAGGGUUCGAGU